Penicillium crustosum is the source of this 936-nucleotide messenger RNA. RefSeq lists its product as uncharacterized. NCBI's taxonomy places the organism in Eukaryota, Fungi, Ascomycota, Eurotiomycetes, Eurotiales, Aspergillaceae. The record is from RefSeq and is a predicted model, not a curated record. The transcript is spliced from 4 exons. The coding region runs from base 1 to 936 and encodes 311 amino acids.
AUGUACUGGGCGGAGACAUUUACGUCUUAUCAAGUGAUCAUUUACGUGUAUAUCGGAUAUAACGUCUGGGAUAUACCUCCUCACCAUCCCGUUAUUCUCGGCGGCAAAUAUACCUACGCGACCGAGGUUAUCUACAAUCCUAUUUUGGCCCUCGUCAAGACCUCCAUCUUACUCUUCUUGCUACGUCUAACCGGCCAGAAAAAGUUGGUGCGCCUAGCUAUCUGGGGGCUGUUGAUUGUUAACGGCAUCGCCGCUAUUAUCACAUUUUUCAUCACAGUUUUUCGAUGCACGCCUAUAGCCGCUAAUUGGGAUUUGGCUUCGUAUCCUAAUGCGAAGUGUCUUGACUUUGCAAACUUUGUUACCGCCACGGGCGCGGUCUCCGUUCUCACAGACGUCCUUGCUUUGAUACUGCCCACAUGGAUCGUAUACCAACUACAGAUGAAGUGGACUAAAAAGUUGAUGUUGAUUGGCAUUACUCGCCUCAUCCUCCUUGACAAAUUUGACCGCCAUAUGCCAAAGAAUUCUACGCACUCGCUCCUCUUCUGCCUAUCCACCAUCGAAGUUGGCCUAUCGUUUCUUGCUGCGUGUGCUCCCUCCUUCAAGCCGCUCGUUACCUGGAUCGUGCCCAGGCUCUUCGGUUCGACUCGCACCGACCUGAAAGCCGGCUCCACCAGCCGUAGGGGUCGGACCUGGUUGAGCUACAACCUGGAGGAAACAUCGAGCUUCACACCUCGUACGCACGACCAGACCAUAACUACCGUUGCAGCUGGACAUGACGGGACUGGCCGCGAUUGCAGGAAAUUCAAAGCCGAUAAUAUUAUCACCAUGACCACACAGAUGGAGGUUACUUGGGGUCGGUCUGAUUGCGAGGAGCGGGAUACUAGUAGUACGGAGAGUCUUGUCCACGGAAUGGGGCGUAGCAGGCCCUCUCAAUGA